AAAGAAGAAGAGAAUGGCAUCCAGAGAAAUGCUGAUCAUAAUCUCAGUACUCCUCGCGACUACAUUAAUCGGUCUAACAGUAGCUACAGACCAUACCAUUGGUGGUCCUAGUGGUUGGACGGUAGGAGCUAAUCUUAAAACUUGGGCUGCAGGACAAACAUUUGUUGUUGGAGACAAUCUUGUUUUCGCUUACCCUUCUGCAUUCCACGAUGUCGUUGAAGUCACAAAACCAGAAUACGAUAGCUGCCAAGCGGUUAAACCGCUUAUAACGUUUGCUAAUGGAAACUCCAUUGUUCCUCUCACUACCCCAGGAAAAAGGUACUUCAUUUGUGGCAUGCCGGGACACUGUACACAAGGGAUGAAACUAGAAGUAAACGUUGCCCCAGCCGCAAACGCAGCACCAACCGCACCGCUUCCAAACUCUGUCCCAUCAUUAAAUGCACCGUCACCUUCUUCUGCUUUACCUAUACAACCUUUGUUGCCUCUUAACCCCGUACCUGUCCUCUCUCCUUCUCCUUCAACUCCCCUUCCUUCCUCCUCUCUCCCUCUUUUUCCGGCACAGUCACCGGCACUUUCUCCAGCGGCUACUUCUCUGCCUUUGUUUCCAGGUUCACCUGGUAGCUCGAGCAGUACCACCACCAAAACCGUCGGGAGCUUCCCUUCUAGUGCUACAGGCACGACGGAUAAUACUGAUGGAGCAGGAGCUUCUCCCGCUGACUCCUCCGCGAAAAGCCUUGUUUUGGGAUUCGGAUUCAUGCUUGCUAUGAUGAUGCUUCAUCUGUUCUAAGUGUUUAAGUAGAGAGACAUUUUGUUUACGUGUUUGCAGUUUAUUUAUUGAUUAGAGAAUGUGUUUUGUUGUGUAUAUGCUGUUUUUGUUUGUGUUCUGUUAUGUAUUUCAGUAUUUUCUA
This is a messenger RNA of Brassica rapa (field mustard), 908 nucleotides long. Its product is annotated as uclacyanin 1. Lineage: Eukaryota; Viridiplantae; Streptophyta; Magnoliopsida; Brassicales; Brassicaceae. Gene Ontology annotation, molecular function: electron transfer activity. The record is from RefSeq and is a predicted model, not a curated record. Gene Ontology annotation, cellular component: plasma membrane.